GAUUACCGUUCUGGACGCCAUUAUCGUUCCUCGAGAUAGAAGACGUGAUUUCCUACAAAAUUUCAACUUUUCCACCGCGAAAUCCUGUUAAGCCUGAGUUUUAGCAAUGAGCCAGGAGCCAGGUGAAAAUGGGUUAGCAGCUCAGCAGCUGGUGGAGGUGGUGUCUCAGUUAGCUCAGGGGAUUGACAGGACAGAGUCUGGCAGUGGAGAGCCAGCAACUAAGAGAGUGAGGACAGAAGACAGUGACUUGGAUGCUGACCUCUCUGUCAAGCAAAUCUUGUUUAACAUCAACAAGGCGAUCUGCCUGCGCCUGGAUGCCAUCGAGAACAAAAUGCUGGGGAUGGAUAAGAGAACAAAAUUACUGGAAGACAAAGUAGACAAGUUAUUGACAACUCCAUCUAAUCCUCUGGCUUCAAGCACCCCUGGUAAAAAUAAAUCUGGUGCAGUCAUAGUGGGGUUGCCCCAGGAGAACCGGCCGUCCUCAGAUGAUGAUAAUUCUAACUGUGGUCAGGGAGUGGCAGGUUUGGGGCCUAAUGUUACCCUGAUCACCCUGAACACAGAGGAGGACUACCCUGACGGCACCUGGCUGGGAGAUGAGAGUAACCCGGAGAUGAGGGUUAGGGUCCCUGUGACCCCCAGCGAUCUGUUACAUGUCCAUUCCAACUGUCGCACUGCGGAGAAGAUGGCACUGACUCUGCUGGACUAUUUGUUUGACCGUGAGACCCAGGCCUCAUCUAACUUGUCUGGUAUGGGGAAACACGGGAAGAAACAGCUGGAUCCACUGAUGAUAUAUGGAAUUAGAUGUCACCUCAUCCACAGAUUUGGUAUCACAGAACAAGACUGGCAUCGCAUUAAACUGAACAUUGACUCCAAGUGUCGCACUGCCUUCAGGAGAAAACAGAAAGGAAUGCCGCUCACUGUCAAGGCCUUCCAUGGCAAGUCCCCCACACAGCUUGGCAUGACCCUACGAGGCAUGUCUGGCAUCAACUCUGACGGGGAAGACUCCAUGCAGGAGUCAGCCCUGACGAUACAUCAGCCGGAGGGUUUAGAUGCGGCCCACUCCAUGGCGACCUUACACAGUCAGCUGGGGAUCACACAGCACGGUGAGGUCCAGAUCCUCCACGCCACACCAGAACAGAUAGAGCAGCUUAGGGAGGCCCAUCAUAUACAGGUGUUGAAUGGAGAUCAGGUGUUACAGUUAAAGCAUGGAGAUCUUCAGGGUGUUGAUGUGGCGGUGUCGUUAGCUGGCACGCAGACAGUACAGAUGGUGACUACAGAGAGUGGCGAGGUGUUACAAAUCACCCAGGCCGCAGACCACGUGGGACAGGACGACACCUCG
Molecule: messenger RNA, 1339 nt
Organism: Lingula anatina
Lineage: Eukaryota; Metazoa; Brachiopoda; Lingulata; Lingulida; Lingulidae
Product: protein BANP
Biological process (GO): negative regulation of protein catabolic process; protein localization to nucleus
Molecular function (GO): DNA binding
Source: RefSeq, a predicted model, not a curated record